Racocetra persica is the source of this 563-nucleotide messenger RNA. The record is from the annotation of a GenBank genome assembly. Lineage: Eukaryota; Fungi; Glomeromycota; Glomeromycetes; Diversisporales; Gigasporaceae.
AAUCAUCAGGAAUAACAAUUCUAUUGGGAAUGAAAUUUGAUGACCCAGAAGUAACAUUACUUGCAGAACAAGUACAACAAAUGACGGUUACAGCAGAACAUGAAGCGCCACAAAAUAAACAAGAAAAGAAACUGAAUCAACUCUAUUUGGAAGCCGCACAAAGAGAAAUAAAUCAAUUUAGAGAACAAGUAAUAGAAAAAUACAGAACUAAAAAAGAUAAGAAAGAAAAAGCUAAAAGCUUAAAAAUUACCUUUAAUCAACAAGAAGAAAGCAAAGUCAAAACACCAAAAAUAGAAAAAUUCAUUAAGACACAAUUGUCACAAUUAGAUCGAAUCUUACAAUUAGAAAAGGAACAAGAAGAUCCAAGAAUUAGAACAGGAUUAAAACAACUAAAACAACGAUUAGAUAGUAUGGAAACAAAUUAUAAAUAUGUUUCCCAAUUAAUGAGAAAACAAACUGAUGAACAUAUUCAAGAAAUUGAAAGAGUCAUAAAUAGAAAAAUAUUAGAAGCAGAAACAGCUGAAGACAAAAAGCUUAUCUAUAUAAAACAAUAUUCACAUUAA